Molecule: messenger RNA, 1290 nt
Organism: Rhinocladiella mackenziei CBS 650.93
Lineage: Eukaryota; Fungi; Ascomycota; Eurotiomycetes; Chaetothyriales; Herpotrichiellaceae
Exons: 1
Coding region: 1-1290 (429 amino acids)
Biological process (GO): ribosomal large subunit assembly; rRNA processing
Cellular component (GO): nucleolus
Molecular function (GO): 5S rRNA binding
Source: RefSeq, a predicted model, not a curated record
AUGUCUUCUUCAAUAGGAGCUCCCCAGCAGCGCAAGCAACCCUCAAGAAAGGGUAAGAAGGCAUGGCGCAAAAAUGUCGACCUCACCGAAAUUCAACAAGGCCUCGAAACUCUACGAGACGAAAUCAUUCAAGGGGGUCCGAUAGCAGAGAGGCCAUCCGAAGAAUUAUUUGCUCUUGACACAAAAGGUUCGGAAGAUAUCAAGAGGAAAUACAAGCUACAAAAACCACUGAAAGUCGACGUGAUUCUCGGUAGACGAUCUGCUGUGCCUGCAGUGGACAGUCGGAAGAGACAAGGUUCCGCAAUCACAGAUGGAGUUAUUGAGCCGCCCAGCAAAAGACAAAAGCCCGACUGGGUGAGCAAGAAGGAAGUACAAAGAUUGAGAAACAAUUUGAAUACGACUUCGCAUUUGGAUGCUGAGAAUAUCGAUGGCGAGACAUCUGGAUUCGAUCUCUGGGCUUCCACUGUCCCAGCAAAAUCCGAGCUCACCAAAGCCGAGGAAUAUCUACCUAAACCGAAGCCCAAAGUCGCCCCAUCAACUCUUCGGAGGGCACCAAUUGCCAUGACCGCAAACGGCAGACCAGUCCGAGCCGUACAGCAACCUGAUGCGGGCACAAGUUACAAUCCGUCGUUCGAAGAUUGGGAUUGUCUUCUGAAUAAAGAGGGUGAGAAGGAGAUCGAAAUAGAAAAAAUCCGUCUCCGUGAAGCACAAGCUGCAGCAGAAAAAGGAGCCAGAAUUCAAGCUAUAGCUGCGGCCCCGGAGCCGAACCCUGCAGACGAUGAGAGCGCCUGGGAAGGCUUUGAGACAGACAAUGAUGAUCUAGAAGUAUUGCAGCAAAAACGGCCGCGGCGGAAGACACCGGCUCAGCGAAACAAGAUGAAGAGACGAAAGGAGGCAGAAAGGCUUGCGAAGCACGAAAGAAGAAUGACAGAUAAGCACAAACACGCUGAACAAAUGCUGACUGCUUUGAUAAAGAGCCACGAGCAAAGCCCGGAGUUAGUGGAAGGCAGUCAAGUUCAAGAGCCUGAAGAGGGGGAUGAUCGAGUCUUGCGACGGCGGAAGAGGGGCAAUAUCAUGAUCCCAGAAAAGUCGCUUGAGGUUGUCCUACCGGAUGAGCUUCAAGACUCUUUGCGAAGAUUGAAGCCAGAGGGAAAUUUGUUGAAUGAUCGGUUCAGAAACCUCUUGGUGAACGGGAAACUCGAGGCUCGGAAACCGGUACUGCAGCACAGGAAGAAGAAGAGAACGUUUACGGAGAAAUGGUCGUACAAGGAUUUCAGCAUCAAAGUGUAG